Messenger RNA from Anisakis simplex (herring worm), 1332 nucleotides. The record is from the annotation of a GenBank genome assembly. NCBI's taxonomy places the organism in Eukaryota, Metazoa, Nematoda, Chromadorea, Rhabditida, Anisakidae.
AUGAUGUUAAUCGUAUACAUUUUCUAUGAAAUUUACUGGAAACGACGACGUUUACCGCCUGGUCCAACACCGUGGUUGCUGGCCGGAAAUAUACCGCAUUUUUUAUGCUAUCAAUCUAUUGACGAUAUGUUUCUUGCAUGGAAACAAAAAUACGGUGGUGUGAACGGGGUCGUACAAAUAGAUGGUGAUAAGUGGCGUGAGCAACGACGUUUCUCGUUGCAUGUUUUACGUGAUUUUGGCUUGGGUCGUGCGUUGAUGGAGCAGAAGAUUCAGUGCGAAGUGACACAUUUCGUUGAAUUCAUCGAGCAGCAGCACCUUAAGCAUCAACAAAUUGACAUUUGCCAGGCGACAGCAGUGUGUGUUGGAAACAUUAUCAAUAACAUCUUGUUUGGGCAUCGAUUUGCACAGAAACCAAUUAAUUAUUUGCAGGGCAGUGAGGAAUUCCAUAAAUUACAUUCGUUGUUAGAUGAGCAAUCGCGUUUAGUUAUCAAUCCUAUGAUGGGCGCUUAUAUUGUUGCACCCAUACUCACCCGAAUACCAUUCUUGAACAAAAAAUGGAAACAUCUUCUAAGAAUUCGUCAACAGCUAUGGAGUUAUCUGGAUGUUAAUAUUGAAGUGCAAUUUCAUUAUCAUUUUAUUAUGAAAAUGCUCUUGUUGGACUUAUUCUUUGCCGGUAUGGAGACAACAGUUACAACAAUGAAGUGGGGCUUUUUGAUGGUGCUUAUUCAUCCGGAAGUACAGACAAAAAUUCAAGAGGAACUUGAUGAAUGUGAUGAUGAGAUCAUUAAAUUAUCAGAUCGUAACAGAUGUCCUUAUACGAUGGCAACACUGAAUGAAAUCCAACGUAUUGCGAACAUUUUACCGAUCAAUCUUCUGAGGACUGUGGCCGAAGAUAAGUUGAUGGACGAUGGUUAUUUCUAUCCGGCCGGUACGUUGUGCAUUCCACAGAUCUCGAUUGCGAUGAAUGAUCCAGAAAACUUUACAAACCCGCAAACGUUUUGUCCAGAACGUUUUCUCGAAAAUGAUGGUGAAACACUGAAACGUUACGAUGCGUUUAUGCCAUUCUCGAUUGGUAAACGUCAAUGCUUAGGUGAAUCGUUGGCACGUGCCGAACUAUUUUUGAUUUUUGCGAAUGCUCUUCACAAUUUUCGUUUUCGUAGUGCCGUGGUGCCCUCCAAUUCAGCGUCGAGUAACUCCUCCUCGAGCACUCAAACUUCAUCGUCAAAUUCUCAGCAGCCAUCAACGAAACGACUUCUCGGUCUAACCGUCUCACCACCGUCCUAUAAAUGCGUCGUUGAACGACGACAGCGACGGUCAUCCCACAAGCAUUAG